UGCGCGGGCCGGGCGCCGGCCGCGCGUGGGCGAGAUGGCUAUGCGGGCCCGCCGCGCCGGGAGCCGCCGCCCCCGCGCCGCGACCCCUACUUGGGCCCCCGGGAGGAGGGCUACUCGCCCAGAGACGGCUAUUCGAGCCGAGACUACCCGAGCGCCCGCGACCCCCGCGAGUUUGCUCCCUCGCCCCGAGAGUACACCUACCGCGAUUACGGCCACUCCAGUGCCCGGGACGACUGCCCGUCGAGAGGCUACGGCGACCGAGACGGCUACGGGGGGCGCGACCGCGACUACGCGGACCACCCGAGUGGAGGCUUCUACCGAGACCCCUUCGAGAGCUACUACGGGGACCUGCGCAGCGUCGGCGCAGCGCGGGGGCCCCCGCCUUCUUACGGCGGAGGAGGCCGCUACGACGACUACCGCGGCUGCUCGCCUGACGUCUACGGCGGCGGCCGCGACGGUUACGGCGGCGGCCGAAGCGACCGCUACUCGAGGGGCCGCGACCGGGUAGGCAGAGCCGACCGCGGGCUCUCCCCGCCCUUGGAAAGGGGGUGCCCUCCCCCGCGCGAUUCUUACAGCCACUCAGGCCGCAGGGUGCCCCGGGGCGGAGGCCGCCUGGGAAGCCGCCUGGAGAGAGGGGGAGGCCGAAGAUACUAAGUACCAACAGACUUGGGACCAAAAUUCCGUUUUCAAAGAAACUAUCGAAGAGAAGAGUCUGUGCUCUGGUAAACUACCC
Molecule: messenger RNA, 733 nt
Organism: Ailuropoda melanoleuca (giant panda)
Lineage: Eukaryota; Metazoa; Chordata; Mammalia; Carnivora; Ursidae
Gene: RBMXL2
Product: RBMX like 2
Exons: 1
Source: RefSeq, a predicted model, not a curated record